This is a messenger RNA of Neurospora tetrasperma FGSC 2508, 263 nucleotides long. RefSeq lists its product as uncharacterized. The transcript has a single exon. NCBI's taxonomy places the organism in Eukaryota, Fungi, Ascomycota, Sordariomycetes, Sordariales, Sordariaceae. Bases 6 to 176 code for a protein of 56 amino acids. The record is from RefSeq and is a predicted model, not a curated record.
GGAGCAUGGGAUAUGGAGAGAAUUGGAAGCUUCCCCGCCCCAACCUCAACCAUCUGGAUCUAAGCGUAAAGGUGCAAUCGAUGAUCGAUAGAAUCAGCCUGUUGACCGGUCAGGGUUCUGGAGGUAUCUCGCUGUAUGCAGGGUGUCAUGUCAUAUCAAGGAUGAACGAAGGGUAGUGGGGUGGUCAGGUGCCGAUGAUUGCCGACACAGCUGCAAAAUGCCACCGAUACCUUGUGUCAUAAGAGUUGGGGUUAUGGCGUUGA